Lutra lutra (Eurasian river otter) is the source of this 4730-nucleotide messenger RNA. RefSeq names its product zinc finger protein 613-like. The transcript is spliced from 5 exons. The coding region runs from base 313 to 2331 and encodes 672 amino acids. The record is from RefSeq and is a predicted model, not a curated record. Gene Ontology annotation, biological process: regulation of DNA-templated transcription. Lineage: Eukaryota; Metazoa; Chordata; Mammalia; Carnivora; Mustelidae.
CGGAAACGUCUCUGGCCCUCGUCAGCCGCCGUAGCUGGCGUGGAGUCCGGGCAGGGGCGCGGCGGGAGUAUUCGCGGAAGUGCAGCCUGUGGGAGGUUGCGGUGGGGUCCCUAGAGAAUCAGCCCACAGGUUCUACUGUAGGAGCAAGAGCUAACAAGUAAAGUGAGGAGGUGGGCCCAGGACCUGCGUGUGGUCAUUUGUGGGGACACCAUUGACCAGACACCGAGAUUUCAGAAAUUGAGGGGAAUGAAUUCAAGAAGAAACGAAACACACAAGUCCCCUUUACUGACUGUUUUCCAGUAACAGAAGAAAAUGAUUAAGGACCAGGUAUCUCUGACGCUGGAGGAUGUGGCCGUGGACUUCACCUGGGAGGAGUGGCAACUCCUGGCCCCUGCCCAGAGGAACCUGUAUCGGGACGUGAUGUUGGAGAAUUAUAGGAACCUGGUGUCAGUAGACCCUAGCCCAGUUCACAGAGCCUACCUCUUCUGUCAUUUCCCACGCACAGGGUAUGUGGCCAGGAAGCCGGAUGCACUCUCCAGGUGGGAACAAGGGGAACUGUGGACAACAGAAGAUGAAAUCCGCAGUCGAAUCUGUCCAGAGAUCAAGAAAGAUGAUGGUCAUCUACAGGGGCACUUGCAAAAUCAAAGAUGUCCAAAGAGAAUGAAACGAUGCCAUGAACAUAAUGCAUUCGGAAACAUCAUUCAUCAGAGUAAAAGUAAUUUUUCCUUAAGGCAAAAUCAUGAUAUCAUUGACUUAGAUGGGAAAACACUGAAAUCAAAUGUAAGUUUAGUCAACCAGAACAGAAUCUAUGAAGUACAGAACCUCGUUGAGGUUAGUGGAGAUACAAAAUCUUUCUCCCAUAUAAAGCAUGACCAGUAUUGUACUGAAAUUAAAUUUCCUGAAUGUGGGAAUUCUAUGAAUAAAAAUUCCCAAUUCAUCAAGCAUCAAAGAACUGACAAGGUAGAGAAACCCCAUGUAUGCAGUGAAUGUGGAAAAGGCUUCUUCAAGAGAUCUCGGCUCAUGGAUCAUCAGAGAGUUCACACGGGAGAGAAGCCUCAUGGGUGCAGCAUAUGCGGGAAAGCCUUUUCCAGAAAGUCCAGACUCACGGAACAUCAGAAGACUCACGUAGGUAAGAAGCGGUAUGAAUGCUCUGAAUGUGACAAAGCCUUCCCCAAGAAAUCACGGCUAAUCAUGCAUCAGAAAACUCAUACAGGAGAGAAACCCUAUGUGUGCAGUGAGUGUGGAAAAGGUUUUGUCAAGAAGUCUCGGCUCAUAAACCAUCAGAGAGUUCACACAGGAGAGAAGCCUCACGGAUGCAGUCUGUGUGACAAAGCAUUCUCCAGAAAGUCCAGGCUCAUUGAACACCAAAGAACUCACACGGGAGAAAAGCCUUAUGAAUGCACUGAGUGUGACAAAACAUUCCGCUGGAAGUCACAGCUCAAUGCCCAUCAGAAGACUCAUACAGGAGAGAAAUCAUAUAUAUGCAGUGAUUGCGGAAAAGGCUUCAUUCAGAAGGGCAAUCUCAUUGUGCAUCAGCGAACGCAUACUGGGGAGAAGCCUUAUAUAUGCAGUGAAUGUGGGAAAGGUUUCAUUCAGAAGGGCAAUCUCCUUAUACAUCAGCGAACUCACACGGGAGAGAAACCCUACGUGUGCACCGAAUGUGGGAAAGGCUUUAGCCAGAAGACAUGCCUCAUAUCACAUCAGCGAUUUCACACCGGAAAGACUCCCUUUGUGUGUACUGAGUGUGGAAAAUCCUGUUCACACAAGUCUGGUCUCAUUAACCACCAGAGAAUUCACACGGGAGAGAAACCCUAUACCUGCAGUGACUGUGGGAAGGCUUUUAGAGAUAAGUCAUGCCUUAAUCGACACCGGAGAACUCAUACAGGAGAGAGGCCCUAUGGAUGUGCUGACUGUGGGAAGGCUUUCUCUCACCUGUCCUGCCUGGUUUACCAUAAGGGAAUGUUGCAUGCAAGGGAGAAAGGUACACGUUCAGUCACAUUGGAGAAUCCUUUCGCAGAGAGCCACAGCUCAUCGCUUUCAAAUGACAGCAGGCAGGAAAAGGACCCUGUUAACACAGUGUCCGUGCAGAUGCCUCCUGUAGCAGCUCAGACUUCCUUGCAUCUCCGUGGGCUCCUAACAGAUGGGAACAUGGCCACUGUGGGACAUCCAGGUGCCAGAUGCGCGCCGUCAGCAGAUAACAGAAUUUGCUCGGAGAAACCUUUUGAAUGCAGUGAGUGUGGUAGUGCCUUCACUGAUCAGUUGCGUCAUAUUUUAUGUCACGAAAAGCACGCUGAAAUAAAAUGUGAUACGAUCAAGGUGGAAAAUCCUUGACUAAAACCUCCUUGUUCAUUUUGCGGCCAAUAAGUGUGUACGGUGACAAACGGUAUAAAGACCAGGCAUAGUGCAAAGAUGUAGUAUAAAGAUCGGAAAAGCCUUUGUGGAAAGGUAGACCUUACCGGGGCUUCAAAAGUCCCAUAUCAUCAGUGAGCUCAUAGCUGGUAGAAAUAGAAUGACCCUGGAAAAGGCCUUCCCCAGAAGUAGGACUUCAGUAGGCGUCAGAGAGUUCACACAGGAGAACAACAGUUGGAAGAACCCUGAAGGCAGUGCAUGUGGCCCGGUUGUCAGUGGAGCACUCUGCCUCAUCCCUUGGCAGAGGAAAUCGUACAGAACAUCUUCGGCAAAGUACCAGAAAACACAUAAAGCAAAUAAGCCCUGUGAAGAUGAAUAUUUUAGAGAUUUCUGCCACAAGUCUAACAUCAUUUUACUUCAGAUAAUGUACGUAGUUUAUAUUUUAGGACCGUAUACCUUGAGUCAAACUCCUCAUUGGUACAAUGGUCACUCUUUAAUUCAAAGCAGGUGGUAUAUAUUGCACAUCAAUGGUUAGAGCUCUAACAGUACACCCCCUCCCUUUUCGGGGGGGGCAUGAAUCUUUCAUUCCUAUCCACCAUCAUUAUAGGGUUAGCUCUGGUGUUUCUCUGGUUCUGAAUUUAUUCAGUUUAUUUUAGGCUACCAAAGUCCAUCCUUCAGCCUUCAAAAGGAAAGUGAAUACAUUUGAUUCAAUAGCGUACUGUCGUGUGUUUGGAUGUGUUUAACUUUGUAAAUCUCACCCAAAGGAACAACUGCCCAGGACCCACGAAUAACCUAUCAGCCAGGUUCUUUCCCUAGAAAUCUGGUACACACACCACUCAGAAAAACAUUGAUCAGCUGUUUCUUUUACCUAGUGCUGUUCUAGAACCCACAUAUGAUGUCAGUGAACUGAACAAAAGUCCCUGCUGACUUCAAGCUGGCAUUUUUAAAAAAGAUUUUAUUUAUUUAGAUUUAUUUAGCUGAGAGCACAAGCAGGGGAAGUAGAAGGCAGAAGGAAAGGGAGAAGCAGGGAACCUGAUGUGGGGCUCGAUCCCAGGACCGUGGGAUCAUGACCUGAGCCGAAGGCAGAUGCUUAACUGACUGAGCCGCUCAGGUUCCCCUAACCUGGCAUUUUUUUUUUUUAAAGCUGGAUUAUAUGUGUGUAGCAAUUUGACCCUCCAACAAAUGUAAUCAAAGGAUGUAUACACCUACAUUAGUUGAAAAGGACAUACUGUAGAAGGUCCAGAGUAUCCUGGUAACUUCUUGUUCAAGGGCAUAUUAUUAUUUGGAGAGGGAGCAGGAAAGGAUUCACUUAGUUUUACACAUGUAAAAUGGGAUAUGGAGACUUUUUUAAAAGGUUCGUAUCUUACCUCUCCACUUGGAUUAUAAAUGCCUAUCUGGAUAGUUUGGACAGUUGUAUAUUCCCCAGCACAUAUAAAAAUAGGAAAGAAUUACAUAGCUUUGAAAGGUGAUUGAAAGUGAAUGCAUGACCUAAAUGAAUGACCUAAUGGACUAAUCAAUCAAACAUAUUUUUGUCACUGAAAUAAAGGAGCUAUGGGAAUGAAAUUUCAAAGAUCAGUGCUAUCCAAGGAACAUUAAAAAAAAAAAAAGAAUCCUGAAUAGAGGCCUCUGGCAAUAUAGAAGGGGCAGACCAGUGAAGGAAUAGGAUCCGCAGAACAAGCCCAAUUAAUGGAAGAAAGAGAUGUCACUUUAAAUAUUGAGGACAUUGUGUUAGAUGGGUGGAGGUGAGAAUUCCGUCACAUGUCAUGGAGAAGAGCCCUGACUCUGGUCCAUGGUCUGCCACUGCCAUGGCAACUUAAGAGUCGCCAGCAUCUCAGGGAUCCCAGUUCCUCUGUGUUGUGAUGAAUGGAGACAUGACGUGGCAUCAUCAUCCUCAUCGUCAGGGGAAUGGGGCCCGUGUCAUCUCUUCUGUACUCAGGGUUCUUUCUCUUGGUUCAAUAAAGAUCUAUCCAGCUUAAAAACCAUGAGUCCUGCUUACAAGGGAAAAAAUGGAAAUUUGGUGUGUUCCAAACUCUCGAGUCAAUCACUCAAUUCACUACUACAAAUAACAUUUUUUGAGCAUCUGUUCUGUGCCAGGCAAUGUUGUAGACAUGGGAUACUCUGGUGAACAAAACAUGCAAACUAAUGGCCUUUAACAAGACGGAUGCCGGGCAGAUGCUCUUUAAUCAGAAAUGGAUUCCUCUUCGACUCGGUCUGCAGGUCUUCUCCGCUCCUUGUCUUGUGGAUCUACGCUUUGUAUCAUGAUGGUCGGCGUCCUCCUACUUAAAUCUGCAGUCAGGGUCCCUGAAUGGGCUGCAUGGCCUACCGUGAACCUGAGGACCAGGUGCUGAACUCACCUUUCUGAGGUUGGCAUCCCAGGUAAA